UUUAAUGGAAACCAAUCCAAGAAAACUAAGAUCCUAUUGUAUCAUAUGGCUAAUAAUUUGUAUAUCAGUAUUGAUUGUUUGUGCAAUACUAUCCAAAGCAGAAGAAGAAGAACACAUAAACGAUGAUGAUUCUCUGCAAAUGAUUUACUCUGUUUUGGUUGAAGGUGAACCAUUAGCCUUUCGUGCUUCUACCAACAUCAACAGCAAAGCCAUGGCAUAUGAAGCAAAGAAGAUAGAAGCGGUUCACGAAGAUAUUCUUGGAAGCACACUUGAAAAUGGAAGUUAUACAAAGCUUUAUAGUUUCAAACAUGUCAUUAAUGCUUUCGCCGUCCGUACCACUCCUUCUCAGGCCAAGAAACUCAAGAAAGCAAAAGGAGUUAAAGCAGUUGAAGAAGACAAAGGAGUGAAACUAAUGACAACAUACACUCCUGGUUUCUUGGAACUUCCUAAACAAGUCUGGCCAAAGAUCUCAAACGACGGAGACAGACGCGCCGGAGAAGACAUCGUGAUAGGUUUCGUGGACACCGGAAUCAACCCUACCCAUCCGAGCUUUGCCGCAUUCGAUCCCACAAACCCUUACUCACGUUUGAAUUUCUCCGGCGACUGUGAGACCGGUCCUCUCUUCCCUGUCGGAUCUUGUAACGGAAAAAUCAUCUCCGCUAGGUUCUUUUCAGCCGGAGCUCGAGCUUCAGGCGCUCUUAACUCCUCUUUGGAUAUACUCUCACCAUUUGAUGCGUCCGGCCACGGAAGCCACGUGGCAUCAAUUGCAGCCGGAAACGCUAAUGUUCCGGUGAUCGUCGACGGAUUCUUCUAUGGCCGUGCCAGCGGUAUGGCUCCACGUGCACGCAUAGCCGUUUAUAAGGCGAUAUAUCCAUCCAUAGGAACUCUUGUUGACGUAAUCGCAGCCAUUGAUCAAGCAAUUAUGGACGGUGUAGAUGUGUUGACGCUGUCGGUUGGACCGGACGAACCACCGGUGGAUAAGCCGACGGUACUUGGGAUAUUCGACCUAGCAAUGCUAUUGGCUAGAAAAGCUGGCGUAUUUGUGGUGCAAGCUGCAGGGAAUCAUGGCCCUUUGCCGUCUUCUGUGUUGUCUUAUAGUCCUUGGGUCGUUGGCGUCGCUGCUGGGAAUACUGACCGGUCUUAUCCUGCCUCCCUCAUCCUCGACGGUGGGCAAACCGUUCAGGGUGUUGGACUAUUAGGUCCAAGCCUUGGAGCUCCAUUUCUUCAACAUAAGCUAGUCUUAGCCAGAGACGCUGGUAGAACAAACGGGUCGGUUCUACAAACCCGAACCGGAGACAUUGAAGAAUGCCAGCGGCCGGAUAAUUUUGACCCGGCCGUCGUUCUAGGAAGUAUUGUGAUAUGUACAUUUUCUGAUGGUUUCUACAAUCAACUGUCGACCGUUCGAGCCAUCACCCAAACAGCCAGGACUCUUGGUUUCAUGGGUUUUAUACUCAUUGCAAAUCCUAGAUUCGGGGAUUAUGUUGCUGAACCGGUGAUAUUUUCAACUCCUGGUAUACUAAUCCCUAGAGUAUCAGAUGCUCAGAUUAUAUUAAGGUACUACGAAGAGAAGACCUAUAGAGACAAAAGAGGAAUGGUGACGCAAUUCGGGGCACGAGCGAGACUUGGCGAGGGACGAAACUCAGUCUUUGCUGGGAAAGCACCGGCAGUGAGCAGGUUCUCUUCAAGAGGACCAGCUUUUAUCGAUGCAAAUCGGAAUCUUUUAGAUGUGCUAAAGCCAGAUAUUCUUGCACCUGGUCACCAAAUUUGGGGUGCAUGGAGCCUCCCUAGUGCCUUUGAUCCUAUUCUCACAGGACGGAGCUUUGCGCUGUUGUCGGGAACAAGCAUGGCGGCUCCUCAUGUAGCGGGCAUUGGUGCGCUGACAAAGCAACUUAAUCCUUCUUGGACCCCGGCCAUGAUGGCAUCGGCUAUCUCCACGACGGCCAACGAAUAUGACAGUUCUGGUGAAGUUAUAUCGGCUGAGUCAUAUGAAAUAAGUAGAUUGUUUCCAUCAAAUCAUUUCGACCAUGGCGCAGGCCAUGUUAACCCUGCUAGAGCCAUAGAUCCUGGACUGGUUUUACCCGCAGGUUUCGAAGACUACAUAAGUUUCUUGUGCUCACUACCGAACAUUAACCCGGUCACGAUUCGAGCGGCAACCGGAGUCAUGUGCACCACUACACUUAGCCACCCAGCGAACCUUAACCAUCCGUCAGUAACUAUAUCUGGACUUAAAGAGUCACUUGUGGUGAGAAGGAGUUUCCAAAACGUCUCAAACAAGACUGAGACAUAUCUUGGUUCGGUUUUACCUCCCAAUGGCACAGCUGUACGGUUAAUCCCGUCUUGGUUUACCGUACCACCACAGAGAAUUCAAGAUCUGGACAUCGAGUUCAAUGUCACACAAGUCUUGAACCAAUUUACAUUUGGUGAAGUUGUCCUUACCGGAAGUUUAAACCAUAUAAUUAGAAUACCGUUGUCAGUUAAGACAAUUUGAAAACAUAUAUAUUUUCUUGUUUCUUGUUUAUUUGUUCAA
Messenger RNA from Capsella rubella, 2527 nucleotides. Its product is annotated as subtilisin-like protease SBT2.4. The record is from RefSeq and is a predicted model, not a curated record. Gene Ontology annotation, biological process: proteolysis. Lineage: Eukaryota; Viridiplantae; Streptophyta; Magnoliopsida; Brassicales; Brassicaceae. The transcript is spliced from 10 exons. Bases 5 to 2488 code for a protein of 827 amino acids. Gene Ontology annotation, molecular function: serine-type endopeptidase activity.